ACAUCAACAAUAUGACAUAAAUUGCAAACUGAAUAAUGAAAUAUUCAGUAUUACAAUCUCUGAUCGUCAUCAGAAGAGGUUUCUUGAAAACAUUGACCUAUAUAACAAAACUCCCUCAAAGUACUUCGAUCAUUUUUUUAAAGCAAUUUAAGACUUCGGACAACAGAAAGGACACAGUGCAGUUUGGACUGUCGAUCAGGUGGGAACAAUGUGGUUAGAUGUCUUACCACGAGUCAUUUUUUUAGUUGGGUUUUAAAGGUGAACAAUUUGCAAGUUUGGACCAAUCCCAACUGCACUCUGAAAAAAUGCAACCAUUUGUUUUUAAAAUACUGAAAUUUGAUCUCUCUUAAAUAGUUUUAUGUUGAAAAUUUUUACCUUCAUAACGUGGAACGUUUAUAUAUUUUUUUUUAUUAAAGGAAUAAUGAUUUUUUUUAAGUUAGAGACGAGAAACACCAUUUCAAACAUUAUAUAUUACAAAAAUAUUAGAUGAUAAGGGAGGAUUGUCUUUUCUGACAAGAGUGCACAUACAUGUACAUGUACAUUGAAUUAUUCAUAUAUAAUUUAUAUAUCGUUCUGCACUUUUGCUCCUUAUCAUUCUUUAAUCGUUCCUUAUCACAGUGCCCUACAAAUAAUCUUAGUCUCAAAAUGGUAAUUCAACAACUUUUAUUCUUUGGAGUUGUACUUACGUCAUUUUACGGUGGCCAUACCACCGGAUGUGAUCCAGGAUGGGUCCACUUUCAGGCCUCGUGUUACCUUUUUAAAGAUGAGACUGAGAACUGGGCAUCAGCAGGGUUAAUAUGCACUGCUUUACAAGGAAAACUGGUGGAGGUUGAAUCUUCUGUAGAGAACAAGUUUUUGAAAAACCGAAUAUCUCAUCUUCAUCCAAACCAUAAUUCUGAUAAUGUCAAUUACUGGACGGGUGGUAAUGACCUAGAAAACGAAGGUUCCUAUAUUUGGGUAAAAGGUAGAGCACCUUUUACCUUCACUGACUGGCAUGCUAGUCAACCAAACGGUGGCAGCGAGGAUUGUGUCGCCUACAACUGUUUCACGGACUCUUCGAUCCAAUGGCACGAUUUCGCCUGUCACCAAAUGUUCUACUACAUCUGUGAGAAAGAAUUGAGUGAUGAUGAAUUGAUGAACAUCAUUGGAUAAUGAGUAGAGACCUGUGUGUCA
Messenger RNA from Saccostrea cuccullata (small rock oyster), 1173 nucleotides. RefSeq names its product perlucin-like protein. NCBI's taxonomy places the organism in Eukaryota, Metazoa, Mollusca, Bivalvia, Ostreida, Ostreidae. Gene Ontology annotation, molecular function: signaling receptor activity. The coding region runs from base 529 to 1152 and encodes 207 amino acids. The transcript has 5 exons. The record is from RefSeq and is a predicted model, not a curated record.